ACCGCAUUCGCAAACGACAAUCUAAGAAAUCCUCUGAGCGCGCCGCGCUUGCUGCUUUCAUUGAAUCCUCUGGCGUCGACGCAAUGCCCUGCUCGUGGUGCUUUAAGCGAACUGUUCCUUGCCGCAUGGCUGCGAGUUCGUCUCGUUGCGCCGAGUGUGUCCGCCGUGGGCGCUCUUGCGACGGUUCGAGUGUAGCUUCUGCUUUGACAAAACUCAUGUCUGAACAAAAACGCGUGGAGGAUCAAGAGGCCGACGCAGAAGAAGAAUUGUUCGUCCUCCAGACCCAACUUCAAACUGUCGUGGGUCGUCUGGCUCGGUUGCGCCGCCAAAAACGAUUCUUGAAGGAGCGGGGUUCGGAGUUGCUUCGUCGGGGUUUACAGUCGCUGGACGAAUUAGAGGGAGAGUUAGAGUCUUUGGAGACAAACGCUACCACCGACGCGCACUCCCUCGGGGUUCCUGCUUCCGUGGAUUGGUCGUCCUUUGGCCUGGACCUUUCCGAGGCCGAUCUCGCCGCUCUGGCUGAUCCUGCUCCUUUGGACGGUCCGGGUUCCUCUGGUGAAACUCUCCCAGUUUCUCAGGGCAGUGGAGGUUCAUAGCGGGCUCCCACGAGUUGUCUUCUGGGCCGAAGUCCAGCCAUUUGAUCAAGUACUGCAGCUGUCCCUCGUCCGUAAUUCUUGAGUCCAAGACUUCUUCAACGUCCCAUUCUUCUUCUUCAUCUUCCGCCAUGAUGUCUGUGGCGAGUUUGACAUUCUUGGGUGCUGGUUCCAAAAGUGAAAUGUGAAAGACGUUUGUUCGUAACUUCAUCGAUGCUGGUAGCGACAGUCGAUAGUUGGAUGUCGAAAUUUGCUCAUCAACCUUGAAUGGUCCAAUCUUU
Canariomyces notabilis is the source of this 874-nucleotide messenger RNA. RefSeq lists its product as uncharacterized. NCBI's taxonomy places the organism in Eukaryota, Fungi, Ascomycota, Sordariomycetes, Sordariales, Chaetomiaceae. The record is from RefSeq and is a predicted model, not a curated record. The coding region runs from base 84 to 596 and encodes 170 amino acids. The transcript has 2 exons.